Messenger RNA from Herpailurus yagouaroundi (jaguarundi), 910 nucleotides. It is a transcript of the gene AK6, whose product is annotated as adenylate kinase 6. The record is from RefSeq and is a predicted model, not a curated record. Gene Ontology annotation, molecular function: ATP binding; ATP hydrolysis activity; AMP kinase activity. Bases 24 to 641 code for a protein of 205 amino acids. NCBI's taxonomy places the organism in Eukaryota, Metazoa, Chordata, Mammalia, Carnivora, Felidae. The transcript has 5 exons. Gene Ontology annotation, cellular component: cytoplasm; nucleus.
UGUUCAGUGACUAGGCGGUAGACAUGGGCCGCGAGCGCCGCGCAGGGCCUCGAGAACCCCGAGGCCGCUGGCGCUUGCCGCAGCUCGCCCCUUUCAGCUCCUCCCUGUCGUGCGUAGAGUGCGUGAGCCAAGGCGCCCAGAGCCAGCGCGGUACACCAGGGGUUGGAAAAACCACCCUAGGCAAAGAACUUGCAUCAAGAUCAGGACUGAAAUACAUUAAUGUGGGUGAUUUAGCUCGAGAAGGGCAGUUAUAUGAUGGCUAUGAUGAAGAGUAUGAUUGCCCCAUUUUAGAUGAAGAUAGAGUAGUUGAUGAAUUAGAAAACCAAAUGAGUGAAGGUGGAGUUAUUGUUGAUUACCAUGGUUGUGAUUUCUUCCCUGAACGCUGGUUUCACAUAGUUUUUGUGCUGCGAGCAGAUAACAGUGUAUUGUACAAAAGACUUGAAACAAGGGGUUAUAAUGAGAAGAAACUAAAAGAUAAUAUUCAGUGUGAAAUUUUUCAAGUUCUUUAUGAAGAAGCAUUAGCAUCCUACAAGGAAGAAAUAGUACAUCAGCUGCCCAGCAAUAAACCAGAAGAUCUAGAGGAUAACAUCAAUCAGAUAUUGAAGUGGAUUGAGCAGUGGAUUAAGGAUCAUAGCUCCUAAAUUACAAGACUACUAGCCACUUUACAACCACUCUUGUUAUAUCUCUGCCAUAUUGAAUAAAUUGUCCAAUUGUCGGUAAAGCUUUUUUAUUAAAAUUGAGCUGCAAGACUAGUAGAUGGAUGGCCUAAAGGUUUAUGUGUGGGCUUUCUUUCUCCAUGAGAAAGCAAAAGUCUCAAGUAUAGUAUAUAUAUAAUAUCAUUAAGGAUUGAUAGUAAAAACUGUUCAUUUUAAAUGCUUCAACAGGUAAAGAAUAAAUAAAACUGACCACA